This is a messenger RNA of Ruditapes philippinarum (Manila clam), 2381 nucleotides long. RefSeq lists its product as uncharacterized. Bases 98 to 2203 code for a protein of 701 amino acids. NCBI's taxonomy places the organism in Eukaryota, Metazoa, Mollusca, Bivalvia, Venerida, Veneridae. The transcript has 12 exons. The record is from RefSeq and is a predicted model, not a curated record. Gene Ontology annotation, cellular component: guanyl-nucleotide exchange factor complex.
AUUUUAUAACUUUUUUUAGGAGAACUUCAUUUUUUAUUGUACUUUUUUACAGUUUUUAAAGAGAGAUUUGGCCAGUAUUUAUGUGGAUGAAUUAGACAUGUCAGCUCUAGUUCCAGAGAGUGGUGUAUUAUGUUACAGUAAUAAUACAGUUGGUGCUAAUUUCUUGUCAACAUCAGGCAGUAUCAAGAAUUCAUGCUGUUUGAAGAGGAAAGUAUCAGAGGUGGCCUUCCAUCGUACUGGCUUAACAUCGCUUGGAUCAGUGGACAGUUUCAAGUCACUCUCGUCAUCAUUCCAGUCAUUCUAUGAUGAAGAUACAAUGUAUUCUGCUAACUCCAGUAUGGUAGAAACAUCUGCAAGUGCCUACGGUUUUGAAAGACAGAUAUCAGAGAUGUCAUCAGCCAGAGAUAGUUAUGAUACUGGUCCUGAAGAUUUAAUGUUUCCUAAUGAUUGCUCGUUUGAUCCAAAUAAUUACCUAGACCCCUCUGCUGCAGACUGGAAUAGUUCAUUACUGGACACUUUAAAAGCUGGGGAACCAUAUAACAGUACUGAUGUUGAAUCAAAGGUUGAAAAACCCACUAAAUAUGACUCGGCUCCUUCAAUAAACAAGUGUAAAGAUGAUUUGAGUAAACAUAGGAGUGAUUCUACUAUUUCUGAUUUCUAUAACAUUGAUAUUGAUAAAGAUUUGAAGUGUAAUGUUAAAGGAUGUGCAUGUGAUAAGACAAACAGAAAAUCUGCAGAGGAUAAAAGUAAGUGCAAUACAGAACAAACUGGUGCUAAAGAUAUAGAUUCCGAUUCUCCAAAUGAACAUAAUGAUAAUAACCAGGGCAAGUGCAAUGAUGAAUUAAAUGUAGAUAAAACCAGUGUGUUCAAUAUUGAUAGACCUACAGAUUUAGCAUUAAAUACAGAAUAUAUACAUGGUGACAAUGAAGAUAUAACACCUGUUAUGACCGACAGUACUUCUACACUGUGUGAUCAAAUUCCUGUGAUACAAAAAUGUGACAGUGCUAGUAUUAAAACUGUUGAAACAGACAACCAUACUGUUGAUGUUGAGAGUGGGCCCAAGGUAACAAAGGACGGUAGUGAUGAAAUUAAAAGUAUAUCAUCAGAACAAAACACAAAGCUUGAAAAUGAUACAAAAGGCUGUGUAAUUCAACAUAAAGCUGCCCAGUCAGAGAUUUCCUCUGAUAGUGGUUUAGAUAUUGAUAACAUCCUUGAAAAACAAACCAGUCUUGACUUUGGAAGUGUAAGUGAUAAAAGUUCAGAUAUAGAAUUUGGGGAGAAAACUGAAGAGUUACUAGGUGAUGGUUUCAGUCUUGACCAUGAUAAACAUGGAUACACUCUUUGUCAAGACAAUGUACCUCGAAGAACCUCUGUCUGUGAAAAUAUAUCAGCCAUGGAGGCAAAGAAAAGGAAGUGGAAAUUUAUGCAUCCAUUUAAAAACUUACAUGAUGGGGAAAACUCUGUUGGUCAUUCCUUACAGAAAGUAUUAGUAAAUUACAACAAUAUACAGCAUAUUGUGUUUAGUUUGUUGUCAGGGAGGCCAGUGGUUGUCAUGGGAACAAGAAGACAGGAAGUGACAAUCAGGGAAUUUAUUCAGGCAAUGUCUAUGUUUGUGCCAUAUACACCUAGGUCAAGUUCUGUGAGUUUGUUAUGCCAAAUAAAGCAGUUAAAGCUGUCAGAUAUGCACAAGUUUCAACUACGAGGGGUCAUCAGAUCUGAUAAACGUUCAAUUGACUACUUAAUACCCAAGUCAGUCAGGAGAUUCAUGACCUUCAUUGACCUAGAGAAGAAUGUUGUAUAUUGUCAACCUUACCAGGGCAUCUUACUAAACUUUAUUACAUCAAUACAUAACAAGAAGAAAACAUUUAAGUCUGAGGCUGCCAUUUUGACCUUCACACAACUGUGUUUACAGGAGAUCUCAAACAAGGCUUUCAGUUUCUACCAUACAGUCACUUCAAGUAAUGAGCAAAUAGAUUUUAUUGGUGCAUCUUUGCCUCAUAAGAAUUCCAUGCUGGAGUUGACAUUGGAGAAAUAUCUGAACAGAGCUGGUGUUCACAACUCAGAUUGUAGGAUUGUGAAGUAUCUGACAGAGAUUGUAAAACUGCAACAAAUAGAGGAAGAAUUCAGGAGCAAAUAUUUAACUGAUGCUCCAGCAUAUCCAUUUAGUGUUACACACCAGCCAAUGCAGACAUACAGACUGUGACCAUGAUUAUUGCAGGGAGAUACUUUCCAACCAUAAAACAUGUUGUACCAGUCUAUAUAUAUAGGGCUAAAUUGAUCUCCUAGGAAAAUGUAAAUGAUCAGAUCAUGUAAAAUAACUUGUUAGUCCAUAUACUGACACAUGUGACAAAUUGAGCCGCGUCAUGACAAAACCAACAUAA